Messenger RNA from Aspergillus clavatus NRRL 1, 714 nucleotides. Its product is annotated as chromatin modification-related protein EAF6/MEAF6. The record is from RefSeq and is a predicted model, not a curated record. The transcript is spliced from 3 exons. The coding region runs from base 1 to 714 and encodes 237 amino acids. NCBI's taxonomy places the organism in Eukaryota, Fungi, Ascomycota, Eurotiomycetes, Eurotiales, Aspergillaceae. Gene Ontology annotation, cellular component: NuA4 histone acetyltransferase complex.
AUGGCAGACACCGCACCCACAACACAACCAGCAGCCCCGAUCGGCGGCGCAACAUCCCAAAACACAAGCACCGCGAACCCCAGCGCACCAGGCCAAACAUCCACAGCCGCAAACUCAAUCCCAGAAGCCCCCAGCGCCAACCGCGGCCUGCCCUACUACGAAAAACUUCGCCGCGACCUCCGCGACGCCCUCCAGAAGAAGCGCCUGAUGGACAAGAGCAUGUCCCAACUCGAAGACCAGAUCUUCCGCUUCGAACAAUCCUACCUCGAAGAAACCACCGCCGGCAACAUCAUCAAGGGCUUCGACAACUACAUCAAGGGCUCGGGUACGACGGCCGGGCUCAGCGCAAGCGGGAUCGCCCUACCUGCGGGCGCGGGCACAGCGCGCCGCAAAGCCCAGGUGACGGAUUCGGAUCGGGUGUUUUCGCGGAGCUCGGCGAGUUUCAUGCGGGAUUCGCCCGCUCCGUCGUCCGCGCAGACUACACCGUCGCAUGCGCCUACGCCGACAUCCGCGUAUAACGGGUCUUCGGGGAGGUUAAACACAGACGGGGGGCCGUCGUCUGCAGCGGCGAGCGUGAAGGGCGGAGCGUCGAAGAAUAAGAAGAAGGCUGGCGUGGCGAAUGGAAAUGGGAAUAAGGAGAAGGAUAAUGAGGAUGCGGAGGAUGGGGAGAAGCCGCCUGCUAAGCGGUUGAAGAUCAGUUAUGGGAGGGACUAG